UGGGCUUUUCCCUUUGAGUCCUCUCAAAAAAAGCAUUUCCUUCACAUAUAUCUAUCUCUAUACUUUACACGGUAAUACGUACACUCGCUUUCAUUGCGAUUUCGAAGAAGGGCAAAGCUAAGGCGACCGCAUCUCCACGUCUUUUGGUUUUCUCUCUCUAGCGAAGCGAUGAAGGGAGGUAGAUCGCGAGCGGAGACGAAAAAAUCCGAUGCGAAACUUUCUGUUAAGAAAGGAGCGGCUGCAGCCGGAAAAAAGCCGGCGAAGAAGGGGAAGCCAGUGAAGGAUCCAAACAAGCCUAAGAGGCCUGCUAGUGCUUUCUUCGUUUUCAUGGAGGAGUUCAGGAAGACGUACAAAGAGAAACACCCUAACAACAAAUCCGUUGCCGCCGUCGGUAAAGCAGGAGGCGAAAAAUGGAAAUCCAUGUCAGAUGAAGAAAAAGCUCCUUACAUAGCUAAAGCCGAUAAGAGAAAAUCAGAGUAUGAAAAAAACCUCCAGGCGUACAACAAGAAAUUAGCCGACGGACCUGGGGACGAGGAAGAGUCCGACAAAUCUAGAUCUGAAGUCAACGAUGAUGAAGAGGACGAUGAGGAAGGCAGUGCAGAGGAUGAUGAAGAUGAUGACGAGUAAAAAAUUGGUGAAAAGUAAGGCUGUGUUUUAGUUCUUCGUUUAUUGUACAAACAAGUAAACCCCACCCCACCCCCACUACAACAAGGUAGAUGCUACUACACUCUGGUGGGUUUCUUGCUUUUCUUUAAAAAAAAAAAAGAAAAAAAAAUUAAAA
Andrographis paniculata is the source of this 781-nucleotide messenger RNA. Its product is annotated as HMG1/2-like protein. The coding region runs from base 169 to 627 and encodes 152 amino acids. The transcript has 8 exons. Lineage: Eukaryota; Viridiplantae; Streptophyta; Magnoliopsida; Lamiales; Acanthaceae. The record is from RefSeq and is a predicted model, not a curated record.